GCCGUGCGCCGGCUAGGAGACUUUGAGGCGAAAGCAGUGCACCUGUUGAAGAAGCAGCGCCCGAUCACCGACAUGGACGGAUGUCGAAUGAUCGCCAGGGGGCUCCGGUACCGAGGUUCGGACUGGACCCCGGCCGACGAGAGAGCGCUGCUCGCCGAGUGGGAGACGGAUCCGCUCCGAGACAAGCUCGCCAACCUCGACGUCAAGAAGCACAAGGACAUGCUUCCCCUGUGGAAGACGAUCAUACACUUCUUCUCCUGCUUCCCGACCUCCAUCAUCUCACCGAAGAACCACCUCCGCUACGGCGGGAGCUUCGAGACCGAGGACGGCCGCGUCAUCGAAGACCCGAACUGGUCCAAGGUCUUCUGUAGGCGGUUCGCCAACGUCGCGCUGCAUGGCGCAUUCAACCUCCAGCCGAGCCUGCUGGCUCUGGCCAUGCUGUACGUCGCCGUGUGCCGCACGGACUACCGCGGCCCGAUCCCCUGGCGCAACUGCACCACCGAGAAGUUCCUCGACCUACUACUCAAUGGGAUGCGGGCCCAGGACGGCUCCAAGUCCGUAGUUCAGGUCCACCGAGAAGUCCUAGGUCGCUUGGCCAUCGACGGCAUCAUCCCCAUCUCGUGUAUCUCGACGCUCUUCCGCCGAAUUGAGGAGAUGGCCUUCCGCGAGAACGCGGGCCCCCCGUUCCGGCCCGAAGAAGUACCCGUCUUCGAAGUCACGGUGGGUGACCUAACAACCCUCACCAGGGCAGCUGACUCCGUGAAGCGUGCCGGCGUGUGGGUCUUCCUUCCCGUCUCGCUGGUCUCGCGCAUAGCCAAGGCCGCGAGGAGGGACCAGGGCGAGCCGAAGACACUCGAGCACCUGAACGAGCUGCGAGCGGCGGUGAUAUUGAACGACAGACGUUUGGACGUCGUACACAGCCGCGAGCCUCGCGAGAGCCCCGAGGGCGAGGAAGAGUGGAUCGAUGAAGUGUGGGGCGAUGAAGAGGAUGAGGAUACGGACGAAGAGGGGGAAGAUGGAGAGUUUCCCUGGUAAGAAAGGGAUGGGCCGGAUAGGACAUGGGUCGGGUGCAGUUAUUAAUGGAUCGAGGAAGUCUCGCCACGACCACACGACUUACCUAGUGACCAUCAUCACCGUAGAUCGUAAAUCGUAAGAGGUAAUGAUUAUGGAGCAGAGAGGGUGUCACAAGGCAGUAGACGCGCCAAGAAUGUAGUAAUCGCUGCACAAACGAUGUGCUCAUACCUGGCAUGUGUAGGUACUUAUGAUUAGGGGUGUAACUACAGGGUGGG
Molecule: messenger RNA, 1289 nt
Organism: Annulohypoxylon truncatum
Lineage: Eukaryota; Fungi; Ascomycota; Sordariomycetes; Xylariales; Hypoxylaceae
Exons: 1
Coding region: 73-1035 (320 amino acids)
Source: RefSeq, a predicted model, not a curated record